Molecule: messenger RNA, 818 nt
Organism: Nymphalis io (European peacock)
Lineage: Eukaryota; Metazoa; Arthropoda; Insecta; Lepidoptera; Nymphalidae
Product: protein CFAP276
Exons: 3
Coding region: 106-597 (163 amino acids)
Source: RefSeq, a predicted model, not a curated record
AUCAACGAGUUUUGAAAUCGUUGCUAUGGGUACGAAAUGAAUUAUUUUAUUUAUUUAAUUAAAUAUUAACAAAAUUAUUAUCGAAGUAAAUUUUUGGUUACAAAAAUGACAGGAAUUAAGCAAGUCAGAAAUAAAAAGUUGUUACCGGACUUACGAAAAGAGGGUGACUUGGGAAAAGAAAUUGUUUUAUCAACUAAAAAAAAACACGGCGUCCCAACUGGGUCACGGCUUUUUUCACAUCAUACUUUAGCCAGCGUCAGAAAAUUGAGUUUUUACCAUCCUUUUUUUUUACCACAUGAUAGUCUGGAUCUAGUUUUAGCAGCGACCUAUAAUCAAUCGAGUGAGCAUUUUGCUGAUAAAGAAGAUUUGCAUUUGCAAGCUGAAACAAUCGGUUGCGAUACUUGGCGCCGCCUGAGGAACACCUACGAUAAACUACCGCCAGUGGUUAUUCCUUUGGGUCAUCCAAUGAAACGAGGUGGCAUCACAGAACGAAAAUCACCGUUCAGUGUGAAGCUCAUGAACUCAGGAGUUCACUCUUCACAAACGAAUCCCGGAUACAGCAGACAACCGGCUGGCGGCGCAAUAUUCUUCUAUUAGUUUUAUAUGAGCUGUUCCUCAAAAUAAUAUUAAAAUAAUAUACAUGUUAGAAAGUAGAUAAGAUUUGCGAUUUAGUUUAAAGCAAAGUUUAUGUACAUGUUAUGAAAUCUUAUUGAUUGAAUCUCAAUUAUUAAAAUGUUAUUACGUCAUAAACAUUUUAAUAGAAAUGACUGUGUAAUUUGAAAAAUGAAACUUGGCAGUGUGGUAGUUAUUAAUAUAUU